Molecule: messenger RNA, 1755 nt
Organism: Beta vulgaris subsp. vulgaris (sugar beet)
Lineage: Eukaryota; Viridiplantae; Streptophyta; Magnoliopsida; Caryophyllales; Amaranthaceae
Exons: 4
Coding region: 1-1755 (584 amino acids)
Molecular function (GO): catalytic activity
Source: RefSeq, a predicted model, not a curated record
AUGAGUGCUAUGAGCUGGAACUGCAAGGGGUUAACUGAUAGUAACCUCCACCCAUUGGGGUUCUUCCCUAAUGCUAUUAGUACUUAUAACUUAGACUUUAUCUUUCUUUCGGAAACCAAAUCUCAGGUCUCUGUGUUAGAGCCAAUUUUCAAUAGGUUGGGGUUUCCAGGUUGUACGGGGAUGAAUUCUGAGUUCAGCAAAGGAGCCAAUUUGGCUGGUAAUGAGUAUUUCAUGCUGUUUGUUUAUGGCUCGCCUUACCUCGCUGAAAGAGACUCAAUUUGGUCUCAAAUAACCGAUCUUAUGGGAAGAAACCAAGGAAGGUGGGUUCUGUUGGGAGAUUUCAAUCAGUACACAUGGACAAACAAUAGAAAGGAUAAUGAAGUCAUAUACGAGAGGAUAGACAAGGUUUUUAGCAAUAAUCAAUGGAGGGAUCUCUUUCCAGAUGCUGAAGUCUGGAACCUCCCCAUUGUAAUCUCAGAUCACAGCCCAAUUGUCCUCAUUACCUCAGGAACCCAAGGAAAAAAGAAGAAAAGACCUUAUAGGCUGGAUGCUUGGAGCCUAAAACAUCCUGAAGUAACGAGUAUUAUCCAAAAUCAAUGGGCUAGUAUCCAUCAAGGAUCUUCAGCGCACAUCCUUCAAAGAAAGAUACAAGACACUCUAAGAGAGAUAAGAAAUUGGAGCCUGUCGUAUAAGAGCAAGAACAAAAUCGACUGGAAUGACAUACAUGAAAAGCUCUCGAACCAACAAGCUCACAUUACGAAUAUCUCUCAAGGGGAAUUGGAACAAAAACUUCGCAAAGAGAUCAAAGAAGAUCUGCAGGGCAAAUUUUGCUAUUGGAAGCAAAGAGCCAAAUCUCGAUGGGACGAUUCAGGAGAUAAGACAACACAAUUUUUCUACAAAAGUGUUAAAGGGAGAAAGAGUAGAAACGAGAUUAAAGCGAUCAAAGACGAUUCAGGCUAUCUUCUUAAAGAACAAAAUAAAACCUUCAUCACCCUCAUUCCAAAGAAGGAUAGACCUCAAGAAGUCAAGGAUUUUAGACCUAUUAGCCUCUGCAACACAUCCUACAAGAUCAUAGCCACGACCCUUGCAAAUAAGCUAAAGUCAAUUCUCGGAGACAUAGUUGAUAAAUACCAAAAUGCUUUCGUUUCGGGUAGGCAAAUGUCAGAUAAUUGUUUCAUCUCACAUGAAAUAAUCAACUGGGUGAAGAACAAGAAGAAAGGUAAUAACUUUGCAGGAAUUCUCAAAGUUGAUUUGAGCAAAGCCUAUGAUAGGAUACGAUGGGAUUUUGUAGAAGCUAUCCUAAGGAAGAUGAAGUUCCCUGAGAAUUGGGUUCAAUGGAUAAUGCAAUGCAUCACAACGGUUACUUAUUCGAUUCUCAUCAAUGGUGAACCUUCCAAAGUUUUCAAGCCCUUAGCUGGGUUAAGACAAGGAGACCCGCUGUCUUCUUACAUUUUCAUAUUAUGCAUGGAAGUACUAUCUAGAAGCUUAACCCAAGCUCAAGAUAUCAAAACGCUCGAAGGCUUGAAAAUAGCCAGGAACGCCCCAAAGAUUACCCAUCUUCUCUUUGCUGACGAUGCUCUCUUCUUCUUCAAAGCUCUCCCAAAGAAUUGCUGGGCACUAAGGGACAUAAUCAACAACUUCUGUCGAGCCUCAGGGGAGAUGAUAAACUUCGAUAAAUCUCAUGUCAUUUUCAGCCCCAACACUCCCCUGAAAUUCACUAGGAUUAUGAGAAGACCCCUUGGAGUCUCCUCUUAA